Molecule: messenger RNA, 2226 nt
Organism: Pieris napi
Lineage: Eukaryota; Metazoa; Arthropoda; Insecta; Lepidoptera; Pieridae
Gene: Hey
Product: hairy/enhancer-of-split related with YRPW motif protein
Exons: 3
Coding region: 259-1155 (298 amino acids)
Biological process (GO): anterior/posterior pattern specification; regulation of neurogenesis; regulation of transcription by RNA polymerase II
Cellular component (GO): nucleus
Molecular function (GO): DNA-binding transcription factor activity, RNA polymerase II-specific; RNA polymerase II cis-regulatory region sequence-specific DNA binding; protein dimerization activity
Source: RefSeq, a predicted model, not a curated record
UGUACACACGCGGCAUGCCGCCGGCGUCCGGCACACUCCCGAAACGUCGCUCGACGCGUGCGCACGUGUGCGCCGUCGCAUGCUCGCACUAUUGAUAAUUACGAACUUUACUGAAACUGAUAAGAAGUUACUUUGUCUUUAACUUUGAUUAAUUUGUGUGAAUCUGUGAACCGUGUUUUGUGUGUGUGAAAAUUGUUUUUAAAAUUUACUAGGCCUUAAUAUCGCAAAAGACUUAUUUGAGUGAUUACUGCCAGUACGAUGGAGUACCAUAGACAUAUGGAAGCUUCUCAUCAGCAAAAUCAGCCGAGCCAGUGGAAUUAUGGCUGGGGGCCACCAGCGCCUGCACCUCCAGCACCUACCUUAGCUCCUGCGCCGGCUCAAAGGAACAAAAGGACACACUCUGAAAGCGAAGAUGAUGCCUUUUCAGAGGAAAGCAGUAAGGACGCUACAUCGCAAGGUGGUGAUUCCUGUCAGUUAAUGACACGGAAACGGAGACGAGGUGUCAUAGAAAAGAAGAGAAGAGACAGAAUAAACACUUCAUUAACAGAACUAAAGAGACUGGUACCAGCUGCAUGUGAGAAACAGGGCUCUGCUAAACUUGAAAAGGCCGAAAUCCUACAACUGACUGUCGACCAUCUGAAAAUGCUUCAUGCUAAAGGUCUCGAUACCCUCGCCUAUGACCCUCAGAGGUACGCCAUGGAUUACCACAGUAUUGGCUUCAGAGAAUGUGCAGCCGAAGUAGCAAGGUAUCUGGUUAGUUGUGAGGGCCUGGACAUCCAGGAUCCAUUACGGCUUCGACUCAUGAGCCACCUACAAUGCUUUGCUGCUCAGAGGGAGUUAGCAGCUAAGUCCGCGAACUGGGGCUACCCACAAUACCCCCCGGUACAACAUAGUGGGUUUGGCCAGGAUCCUUCAACAUCCACAGCGUCCAUUGCUCCAACAGCAGUUGCGGCCCCUCUGUCAGCGGCUCCAUCGUACCCUCACUAUCCUCCCGCUCCACCAGCCCCACCGGGGCCACCAGCGCCUCCUGGUCCCCACCCGGCACCAACAGCACCGCAUUACCCCGCUCCGUACCCUCAUCAUCCGCCACAUCACCAAUAUUCACAGAACAGCUCGAAACCGUAUAGGCCAUGGGGGGCCGAAUUAGCAUAUUAGAAUAUGAUAAGAAAGAACAAAUACGACCGCAAAAGUGUAAUUAAUUUGGUAAUGUGUUUUUGAAGGCUUUAAAUACUAGUCGAAGGCUAUUCGUACUCUUGUAAGUCGACCAUUUCAUGGUUUUUAAUAGAUAAUUGUACUAAAAUAUAUAAAGAAUGUGCAUCUCAUAUGUGUUUGGAAUUAGCCGAAAGACAUAACGACUGAUGUAAGAUAAGGUAUAGUUUUUAUUAGCAAACUGCGAUUCUAUUGUAAAAUUUAUAAUUCGUGGUAAGAAGAUAUAUUCAUUAUCUAACUAGAGUUAAAUUAGCUGAACCAUGUCUACGCCUUUUAAUGUAUGAGCUUCUAUUUUCCUAGUGUUAUUAUAAUAAUAAUACGGCAUGGAAAUACCCAGAAUUCUAAACUAAUUUCAAGAAUAGCGGUUGCUAACCACAAUCGAUAUAAUUUUGUUUAAUAAUAUUACGAGGAAUACGCGUCAAUACAAGUCAAAAAACAGUUAAAUGAAAAAAUUUACCGAAAAUAAUAAGAAACUCGAAAAUACAUUAAAAUAUGAUUGUAAUCAUAAAAUACAAUGCUAAUUCUAAUGUUCACAGACUAAAAUCAGUAAAAAUAACAAGUAUUCCCAAAAACAUGUUUUGUUUUGUCAUGUUGUAUUCUGGUCUUUUGUAUUUUUAAUCAUAUCUUUUAUAUGCCACCACGUGUUAAAGAUCUCAGAGUUUAUACCAAAUUAAAGACUGUUAUAUAUAGAUUGUGUGAUAUAAUAAUGGACCAAAAAUAAGCUUUAAUUGUGCCUCGAAGCUUUUAUCUUGGUUGUGAAUAGAUUUUAUAAUUAAUUUACACUUUUAUUGAAUUAAGCGACUGGAUGUUGUCGACCAGUCAAACCAGUGACAGCCCGAAGUUUGGAUAAUGUCGAGACGUUGUGUAUAUCCUUAGUUAAUAUCUAUCUAUCUAUCUAUUAGCCCGUUUCAGGGUCAGACGUCAUCGCAGUGUCUUGCAUCUUUAAUUACAAUAUACAUGUCAAAAAUUCCAAUUUAAUUCAUUAAAAGUGUAUUUUAUUUCAAACAAAAGCGUAAU